UGGAGUCCCCGCGGGUUGCGGUUCGGUGUGUGAUGGGGGGGGCGCAGAGGCUCACCGCGCACGCGCACUGGAUUAGGUCCCGCUGCCUUGAAUGCGCACGCGCAGAGGUCGGCAAAAUGGCGGCGCCCGUGGACCUGGAGCUGAAGAAGGCUUUUACUGAACUGCAGGCCAAGGUUAUCGACACACAGCAAAAGGUGAAGCUGGCAGAUAUACAAAUUGAACAACUAAACAGGACGAAAAAGCAUGCACACCUCACUGAUACGGAGAUUAUGACUUUGGUGGAUGAGACACGCAUGUAUGAAGGUGUAGGGAGAAUGUUUAUCCUUCAGUCCAAGGGAGUAAUUCACAACCAACUCUUAGAAAAACAGAAAAUAGCAGAAGAGAAAAUUAAAGAACUUGAGCAGAGGAAGUCGUACCUGGAGCGAAGUGUAAAGGACGCUGAAGAUAACAUCCGAGAAAUGUUGAUGGCCCGAAGAGCACAGUAGGGGCGUGGCUCCCAUAUGCCUCAGCCGAGUCGCUCCAUUUCACUGGUGCCCACACCGACUAGCUAGAACCAGGAUGUUUUCUAGACGUGAUGACCUUCCGCUCUGUUUGCUGCCACCUGCUGGUGGGAGGAGUUGUGUUUGAAUGUGUUGGAUGUUGUGUCUCACCCUUUCUGUAUUUGGAUGUUGUAAUAAACUCUUCUUGAAAAGA
Molecule: messenger RNA, 693 nt
Organism: Mauremys mutica (yellowpond turtle)
Lineage: Eukaryota; Metazoa; Chordata; Testudines; Geoemydidae
Gene: PFDN1
Product: prefoldin subunit 1
Exons: 4
Coding region: 33-485 (150 amino acids)
Biological process (GO): protein folding
Cellular component (GO): cytoplasm; prefoldin complex
Molecular function (GO): protein folding chaperone
Source: RefSeq, a predicted model, not a curated record